This is a messenger RNA of Acanthosepion pharaonis, 762 nucleotides long. NCBI's taxonomy places the organism in Eukaryota, Metazoa, Mollusca, Cephalopoda, Sepiida, Sepiidae. The record is from the annotation of a GenBank genome assembly.
AUGCACGGUGUUGCAUUUACAUCAAGCAGUGCCAUUGCAAUAUCUUGUUUCACUUUUGAUCCGUUCCCGCUUUGCGAGACGGAGCAUAGCUUCGGCGACGGCCACACGGGUGACGGCGCGAAUUCGAAUCGUCGGCAUUGCCGUGCAACUCGCCACCGCGGGUUCACAAUCGUCGAUGCAGUCGUUGCGGCCGUCUCGCUUCUUGUCCCCUUCGAGGUGUCUCACUUCUCAUCUCUGGCGUGUCGUCUAGCUUCUCGUCCCCUUCGAAGCGUCUCGCUUCUCACCCUCUUCGAGGCGUCUAGCUUCUCAUCCACGAUGUGGCGUCUUGCUUCUCGUCCCCUUCGAGCUUCUCGUCCCCUUCGAAGCGUCUCGUUUCUCGUCCCAAUUGAGGCGUCUAGCUUCUCGUCCCAAUCGAGGCGUCUAGCUUCUCGUCCCCUUCGAGGCGUCUGGCUUCUCGUUCCCGACGUGGUAUCUUGCUUCUCGUCCCCUUCAAAGCGUCUCGCUUCUCGUCUCCGGCGUGACGUUUCGCUUCUCGUCUCCGGCGUGGCGUCUCGCUUCUCGUCCCCUUUGAGAUGUUUCGCUUUUCGUCUCCGGCGUGGCGUCUCGCUUCUCGUCCCCUUUGAGAUGCUUCGCUUCUCGUCUCCGGCGUGGCGUCUAGCUUCUCGUCCCCUUCGAAGCGUCUCGUUUCUCGUCCCAAUCGAGGCGUCUAGCUUCUCGUCUCCCUCAAAGCGUCUCGCUUCUCGUCUCCGGCGUGGUGUCUAG